CGCGGCUCAGUCGCUAAUCAGCAGCCCUAGCGCUCGCAGUGAAGAUCGCGGGACCCCGUCAUACGCAUUACAGUGCUCCGGGUGGUAAUCAGUGCAGUAAUCAGUGUAAAACAAAACACACUCCACAGUACAGUACGUGUGGUGGGGAAGCAAAUCGACCAGAACUGAUAAGCGCCGGAAAGGCGAAAGUCUGUCUCGGAGGAGGAAGCAUGGUUCGCUCCGGACGGGGACGACGAUCGUCCCUACUGUCGAUCGCUUCCGUACUGCUGCUAGCGUUGCUUCCACUAGCGCUGGUGAAUGUGGCCGAAAGUUGCAGCAAAACUCCGAUUGUCGAUGGAAGACCCAUCGGCACGGUAAAACAACCGGGUGACAAUGGGUACCGGCUGGCCAUCCGGGACGAUCCGAAAGGAUACGAGCCGGGCAAGAUCUACAACCUAUUUAUCGUCGGAUCGCGUACCCACGCCAAACUGCAGCAAUUCACGCACUUUACACUCGUGGCACACGCACGCAACGGUGGCAAGACGUACAUUGCUGGUCCGCGCCGGGUCGGUCGGUUUCAGCUGUUCAGCGACGCGCUCACCAAGUUCCACGAUCAGUGCGUCAACACGGUAACGCAGGCCGACGACUUCCCGAAGUCGGAGGUGCAGGUGAUGUGGGUAGCGCCCCCGACCGGUUCCGGCUGCGUCAGCAUCUCCGCCAUGGUGUACGAAACCGACCAGCAGUGGUUCGCGGACGACGGUGCGCUGACGAGGGUGCUGUGCGAGCAGCAGCCAGUUCCGCGCCUGCAGAAAGGAGAGUGUUGUGCCUGCGACGAGGCAAAGUACAGUUUUACCUUCGAAGGUAUCUGGUCGAACGAGACGCACCCGAAGGACUAUCCGUUCGCGAUCUGGUUGACACACUUUUCCGACGUGAUCGGUGCGUCGCACGAUACGAACUUUUCCUUCUGGGGCGAGCAGCACAUCGCUACCGACGGGUUCCGUAUGCUUGCCGAGUGGGGCUCGGUACGGCUGCUGGAGCAGGAGCUGCGUGCGAAGGGGUCCCGGCUGCGGACGCUGAUCAAGGCGGCCGGGCUGUGGUAUCCGCGCGUUAACGCCAACACCACCUCCAACUUCCGCGUCGACCGGAAGCAUCACAAGAUUUCGCUCGCCUCCAUGUUCGGCCCGUCCCCGGACUGGGUUGUCGGGGUGAGCGGGCUGGACCUUUGCCGGGCGGACUGCACCUGGACGGAGACGCUGGACGUCGACCUAUACCCAUGGGACGCCGGUACGGACAGUGGCAUUAGCUACAUGUCGGCCAACGCGGAAACACAGCCCCGCGAACGGAUGCACCGCAUUACCACCCUCUACCCGGAGGAUCCUCGCGCACCGUUCUACAAUCCGCAGUCGGCGGACAUGACGCCGCUCGCUCGGCUGUACAUACGCCGGGACAGGGUGGUUGCGCGCAGCUGCGACGAGCAGUUCCUGCAGGCCCAGGUACUGGAGCUGGCGGAGAACACGGAGGAGGAAACGCGCGCCGAGUGUGCGACCACCGCGUACACCGACUGGACGCCGUGCUCGGUAACGUGCGGCAAGGGUAUCCGGAUGCGCACCCGCGAGUAUCUGCAGCCGGACGUGGCCGCUGGUGCGCGCUGCAAUCGGCAGCUGAUCGGGAAGGAGAUGUGUGUCGCCGACGUGGCCGAAUGUGAGGAGAGCGGUGGUGAUGAUGCGGCGGCUAGCGGGGAAGACGUGGGACAGUUGGCGGCGAGCGUGGACGAGGCGGGUGAGGGUAUUGGCGUUUGCCGGACGACACGCUGGAGCGAGUGGUCCGAGUGUUCGGCUAGCUGCGGUAUCGGAGUGACGAUGCGGACGCGCACAUUCGUCGAGCAUAUGGGGCGCAAAAAGUGUCCCCACAUCAGUGUCGUGGAAAAACAAAAAUGCAUGCGACCGGACUGUUCCAUUACCGACAUGGAAGCACCAGACCCGCUCUGCCCGGUCACCGCCUGGAGCGAUUGGAGUCCGUGCAGUGCGACGUGCGGCAAGGGCGUACAGAUUCGCACCCGGCUGCUGCUGCUCGUGCCCGAGGAGCACGAGCGCUGCCACAACCGCAUCGAGCUGAACCAGCAGCGCCCGUGCACGGAAAAGGCGGACUGCCUGUACGACACGUUCACCGCGCAGGAGAUCUGCUCACAGCCACCGGAAACGGGCCCCUGUCGUGGUCGGUACCAGCGGUACGCGUACGACACCACCCAACGCACGUGCGUCCCGUUCUACUACGGUGGUUGCCGUGGCAACAGGAACAAUUUCCUCACAUCCGACGAUUGCAUGAACACGUGCACGAAGACACGGUUGGGUGAGGUCGCUACCGCCGAGCGCACGACGACGACGACGACGACGGACCCGUUCGAGGAACUUCCCGUCGACUGUGUGCUGUCCGAUUGGUCGGAAUGGACACCCUGCUCGGUUACCUGCGGUACGGGCCGUUCGGAGCGCGUUCGAUCGAUUGUAACACAGCCCCGCAAUGGUGGACAACCGUGCCCACCGCGCAUCGUCAAGCGCCGCAAAUGUACCGGCCCACCGUGCAAUUAACGGACACACACGCACAGCUGUUUGUUCGCCUGUUGAGUUGCAAAUAAAGUGCGCACAUCUGUGCUUCAUUAGAA
Anopheles stephensi (Asian malaria mosquito) is the source of this 2638-nucleotide messenger RNA. It is a transcript of the gene fat-spondin, whose product is annotated as spondin-1. The coding region runs from base 210 to 2564 and encodes 784 amino acids. Gene Ontology annotation, molecular function: serine-type endopeptidase inhibitor activity. Gene Ontology annotation, biological process: cell adhesion. The record is from RefSeq and is a predicted model, not a curated record. Gene Ontology annotation, cellular component: extracellular matrix. NCBI's taxonomy places the organism in Eukaryota, Metazoa, Arthropoda, Insecta, Diptera, Culicidae. The transcript has 4 exons.